Messenger RNA from Bicyclus anynana (squinting bush brown), 4547 nucleotides. Its product is annotated as sin3 histone deacetylase corepressor complex component SDS3. Gene Ontology annotation, molecular function: histone deacetylase binding. Bases 177 to 1244 code for a protein of 355 amino acids. Lineage: Eukaryota; Metazoa; Arthropoda; Insecta; Lepidoptera; Nymphalidae. The transcript has 8 exons. The record is from RefSeq and is a predicted model, not a curated record. Gene Ontology annotation, biological process: negative regulation of transcription by RNA polymerase II. Gene Ontology annotation, cellular component: Sin3-type complex.
GAAACAACCAUGUUACCCAGGAGUGACUACUGUGCAUUUAUUCGGUUAACGAUGCUUUUCAGCUUGUCAAACUUGACGAUUUUGACGUUUCAGUUUUAACAAGUACAAAUUUGCUCCAGCUUCGAAGAAAGUGUCCGCUGAGUUUAUUUCUGAAACGGUGACCGUAGUCAAUCUGUAUGCAACUGCUACGCGUUGCCUCGACGAUGUCUUACCAGGGAUCACCAUAUUCGGGCCCAGCGGACGAAUACGACUUUGAGGACGACGGGUACGACGAUAUAGACGAAUACAGGGACCCGGAAGACACAUUACAGCAACCGCCUGCUGAAGAUAGCGAUGAAGACACUGAGGAGGCAAGUGAAACAGACAUUCCCAACAAUGAUGAGCCAGUUGAACUUAAAGAACAGAUGUACCAAGACAAACUGGUGAACUUGAAGAAGCAGUUGCAACAGCUGGAAGACAACAUUCACCCUGAGUUCCUGAAGAGGGUGAAGCGGUUGGAGCACCAGCUGCAUGAGAGGCUACGCAUCAACAGGAUAUACAAAGAUCACAUGUAUGAUGUCGUAGAGAGAGAGUAUGUGGUGGAGAAAAAAGCGGCUGCAAAGGAGUUCGACGAGAAGAAGAUAGAGUUGCGGGAGAACCUGCUCAAUGAUUUUGAAGAGAAGAGGAAGCUUAUAGAAAGUGAACGCCAUAGUAUGGAGUUAAAUGGAGAUUCUAUAGAGGUAAAACCGCCCAUGAAAAGGAUACUGCGGCGGCGCGCCAACGAGCCCGCGCCGGCGCCCGAGAAGCGCCGCAAGCCGCUGGCGACCACGCUCACGUUCCAGCUGGACGAGCGCGACAUCGACGCCGACCUGCGCGCCAUCGCACGCGCCACGCCGCCGCCGCGCCACGCGCCCGCCAACCACCAGCCCAGGAAACAUCUCAACUCUAACAGCUGUGAUUCACCUAUACGCGAGAGCGGAGCGAGUGCCGGAGCGGGUGGCGGGUCCGGAGCGGGCGCGGGGAGCGGCGCGGGCGCGGAGGCGGAGACGCGUAUAGAGGACGGCAAGCUGCUGUACGAGCGGCGCUGGUUCCACCGCGGGCAGAGCGUGUACGUGGAGGGGCGCGACAUGCCGCGCUUCCCCGCGCACAUACACGCCAUUACCGACGAGGCGAUAUGGGUGAAGAAGACCAACUUGGAGCGAGUUCGGAUAUACGUGUCGCAGUUAGCGCGCGGCAAAGUUACGUUGAAGCGGCGCGCCUCGUAAUGUACUGUGCGUUGUCACUUAGUGGUUAUGUUGAUCUCGACGCUCAGCGGCGUGCAUAGGGCUGCAGACCAGGGUAUGUACUAGACAAACAUGGUAUACAGCAAAAUGUAACACAUUCACAAAGUCUUUUGUUACUUUUGCAUAUAAUGUUCUUAUAAAGAGUUUGUUCGGGGUACAUUCUCCAGACUUGUUUGACAUUAUUUGACAGAGUGGUCGAACUCAUCACCGAGGGGUGGUGGUUCGAUCCCCGUCUAGUUUGAGGGGAAUGUGGAAAAUUGGUAAAAUUUUAAAAAAAGGAUAUUGAAUACCUUUUUUUUAAAUUAUAAUUAAUUUGUAUUGCUAUUAAUUUGUAUUACUACAAGUUUAUUUGACUCUGUGGCCAAAACUGAAACAAACGCAGCGGUCGCCAUUUUGAAAAACAUUAUAAUCGACAUCCAGAUAUUGUGGCUUAAAAGCGUUUGUUAGUAGUUAGUACACACUUCUUUGUUUACGGAUGUGAAGUCCAAGGUUCGAAUCCCAAGUUGGGCAAUUUAAAUUGGCACAUAUGUGCCACACAAAAUCCUUAGUCCUUAGCCUGAUCUCUCUUGGGUCUUAACUACCCAAGUGAUUAGGAAAGUGAGUAUUGAAAGUGCACAAGUGAAUGCACUUGUACACUAGAACACCUCGUAAAUGAAAUGGAAUGUCGAGAGGUAUUUAUAUAGUACACGCUAGAUUUUAUAUAUAAAUGAUGCAUUUUUAUAUUGUAAAGUGCCAAUAAUUAAUUUAAAGUUAUAUGGAUGUAAAUAUAAUUUUCAAUGAGAUUUGAUGAUAUACGUACUGGUAUAGAUCACAAUGAAUAUGUUUAUUUAAUUAUUUUGGGUUUUUGUUUGUUUAAUGAAAUGCCUUUUAUCAGAACUAUAGUCAUAGUCUAUACACUAUUCAAUAUCAAUUGAGAACUGUAAGGCCUACUUCGGACUACUUUAGUAUUUUAGUCGAGUACGAACAUUUUUUGGAUUUACUGGCCAAAUAUUUAUCGUACUCGCCUAAAACACUGAAGUAGUCUGUACGGCCUAUUAGGGAACUAAGGAGUAGUCUAAAAAAAUCCAUAUUUUAUAUUCUCACCACUGAAAUCGAAUAUAGUUUCACUUGUUAUUCCUGCCAAAUCUAUUAAAAUGUUUUUCAAAUAGCAUGGUGCGGGUGACAGUUCGUUUCGCUCUUGAAAGUUGGCCGCGUUUCGCGAUAACAGUACGUGUUAUGGACGUCAUUAGGCAACUGUCACCGUACCCAUGCUAUCUGAAAAACACUAGGUCCCUGCAACACUCGAGUAAAUCCACAUUUAUCACAUUAUAUGAUAGCUUUCUAAGCCAGCAGGAUAACCAAUUGAAAUUGAAUAUAGCAGUAAAAUGUGGGAAAUAAUAAGAAAAAGCACUAAAGAAAUCUGUAAUGUCUAAUUUUGUUUUUAAAUGUCGCGUUUUCAAUAAUGGAUAAACUAGUAUAUGGUUAAAAUAAUCGGCAUAUUCCAAUAAAUAAAAGACCCUACAGGCGUAAUAAACGUCUGACAUAUCUAGCUACUCGAAAUACAUAUUGUCGACCAAUAGCAGGAUAAUUGAAAAUAUAUCUCUCUCUCUUUCGUCCCAUUGUAACGAAAGAAAGAGCAAUAUUGUCGAUUGCGCCGAGAAACAUCACGUGAUAUCUCGUAACGCCCUGGAUCUAUUUUAUAGUUAAGUCUAUUUGUAAAUAUUUGUGGUAUUAAAUUUAACGAAUUAAAAGGGCUUCAGAGAUUUUUGAAUGGCCAGCCGCCAUUUUGAUUUUUUUUCGAAAAUAUUGUUGCAUGUUGAAGCCUCUAUAAAUCGAUAUCAUUAUCUACAUGAAAUAAUAAAAAUUGCCAAUAUAUUUUAUUAUCAACUAGGUAUAGGUCGCGGCCUAUAACUUGAACUAUGCGGAGUAACUCAUUUUAGCGACGACGUACGGUCAAGUAACCAUAGCAACAUUUUGACGUCAUUAAAAUAGCGUACGAAACGUUUAAUUAUGUGACCAAUUUGUUUUAAUGUACUGGGCGAUCACGCAGCAAGGGUUUAAUAUUUUGCUUAUUCACUAUCUUUGACGUAAUUGCUACGAGUAGUUAACAAAAUUAUUAAGUACGAAAUGUCAUCCAGUGCUUACUGGUGAAUAUAAUAUGUACUCUAAGAUGUCAUUUUGUCAAUUGAUUUGAUGUUUAUUGUAGGUUGAUAAUAAAGACCAAAAUAGUUAAUAGGCCAGCACAUGACCGCCAUUACAGUUCAACUUGCUUGCCGGGAUCUAUACAAGCAACUAUACUUUGCUCUGAAGCCUUAUUAAAAUUAAAAUAUCUUGCCUAAUUUCGGCAUUGUCUGUGGUAUCAACUGGUUGGAAGGACAUAGGCGAUAGCCAAAGAAUGGGUUCAAUUCCCGCCAUUUCCAAAAUUAUUUGACAUUAUGUGUAUAUCUAAAACUAACUCAAAUAGAUUUAUUCAUUUAGCUAGGUCUCAAACUGCAAUAUAAUUUGGUGGAAUAUCAAAAUGGCGGCCGGUUAGUUAAAAUUUUAUAACAUUCCUUAACAACCAAAACAAAGUACGUCUAAUGAAAUCGACGAGUAUACGUUUAACAUUUAACAUUGAAUUGUUCCUAAUUAUAGAGGACAUAACAAAUGUAGUAGUUUCAGUAAAUUCUUAUGUACAGGAUGUCCCAUAAAUAAUGGAUUGGAUUAGUUUUAGAUUAGCAGACGAUGUAGCUUCCACUUCAGUUACUUGCGGGACAUCCUGUAUACACACUCUUUAACCAAUGGAUAAUAAUUGUAAAAGGUUGUUGGUGGAAAUUUUAAUUUUUAGACUAUUUGGAUGAUAAAACAAUAAUUGUUUUUUAUUUUCUGAUUGUAAAAAGACAUGAAUGACUCUUUUUACAAAAUCAAAGUACUUUACAGUUUUUCUCUGAUUUAAAUUAUUAUUUUACAUAAUGAAUGUAAAUUAUAAAAUAAUAAUCAUGUCAACAAAUUAAAUGGAAUGGUUAUCAUUACAUAUACCUAUGUUAUGUAUUUUUCUUUACUCACAAUGUUGUAAAUAUGUAAAUAAAUGUAAAUAUCAUCUUUAAUUAUUAAGAUCAAAUACCGCGUAUUGUAAAUGAAGUCAUUUUUGUAAUACGCCUUUAUUUUUAAUAUUUUUUUUUCAAACUUUGUGAUCGAAUUACUAUGUAUAAAUGAGAUGUGACAGAUUGUAAAUAAUUAUAAUAUAGUAUGAGAUGAUCGCUCAUUGUAGAUGAUAUUUGAGAACAAGAUCUUUUAAAUAUAUACCUAUGUAUUAUAAAUGAGAAA